GUCUCAUAUCUCUCAUUCCCAAAAUUCCAUCCAAGUCCUCCAUACCCUAGAGCCUCAAUAAAGAAAUCCAUAAUUCCACCCCUUAAAUCCGUAUCCAAAACUUCUUCUAUCCGGAGAACGGAUCCAUGGCUGAUGCUAAGGGAGCUCAUUUUAAUGGUGCCUAUUAUGGAGCACCUCAAGGAGUCACCGUCCCUCCUCCUCAAGCUUAUCAUAGGCCACCGAGAGGCAAGGGUUGUGGCCCUUGCUGUAUUCUUACUGGUUUGAUCAAGUUGGCUGUCGCGAUCGUGGUCACACUGGGUAUCGUUGCCCUAGUUGUGUGGCUCGUCUUGCGCCCGAACAAGGUCAAAUUCUAUGCCGAAAAUGCAUCCUUGACACAGUUUAACCUCUCUGGGACAAACAACCUCCAGUACAACCUGCAGUUGGAUAUAAGCAUUAGAAACCCGAACAAGAGGAUCGGGAUUUACUACGAUAAGGUUGAUGCCAUGGCUUAUUAUGAAGGUGAGAGGUUCGGUUGGGCUCCCUUGCCGGCCUUCUACCAGGGCCACAAGAACACUACGGUGAUCCAACCCAAGUUCACAGGACAACAACUCUUGCUUUUGAACAGCCAUGAAGUCGCUCAAUUCGGACACAGCACAUCUCAGGGAUUUUUCUAUAUCGAUGUUAAACUAUACUUGAGGGUCAGGUUCAAGGUUGGAUCCUUUAAGAUCAAGACCAAGCGUUUCUCACCAGAGAUUGAAUGUGAUCUAAGGAUCCCUCUGGGAUCCAAUUCCACCACUGGGUUCAGCAGGAAGAGAUGUGACAUUGACUAUUGGUGAUUGUUCGACUUCUUGUGGUUUUUAGCUAUUCUUUAAUUAUUUUUUUUUUUUGCUUUACGUUUUGGUUUUAUUGCUUGAUUCCAUGUCUUCUAUUGUCAUUUUGUCCUUUUCCUAUGCACAUUUUUGUAGUAUUGGGCCAGGUUUCCUUGUAUAUUCCCUUGGUUAUAAUAAAAUUGAUAUAGUUGUUUUGAUUA
Molecule: messenger RNA, 1009 nt
Organism: Amborella trichopoda
Lineage: Eukaryota; Viridiplantae; Streptophyta; Magnoliopsida; Amborellales; Amborellaceae
Product: NDR1/HIN1-like protein 10
Biological process (GO): defense response to other organism
Cellular component (GO): plasmodesma; plasma membrane
Source: RefSeq, a predicted model, not a curated record